This is a messenger RNA of Lampris incognitus (smalleye Pacific opah), 4630 nucleotides long. It is a transcript of the gene fam199x, whose product is annotated as family with sequence similarity 199, X-linked. The record is from RefSeq and is a predicted model, not a curated record. Bases 96 to 1265 code for a protein of 389 amino acids. The transcript is spliced from 8 exons. NCBI's taxonomy places the organism in Eukaryota, Metazoa, Chordata, Actinopteri, Lampriformes, Lampridae.
CUCGUGAUGACGUGUUCGGAAGCUCGUUGGCAGAGAGGCUAUGUGCAAACGGAGCUGACGGAAAUGAGCUACUGACUCGUUAGAUACAGCCAGCUAUGUCCGAAGCCUUCUAUGAGAAAUUUUUGGCUCCUGAGGAUCCCUUCCCUCUCCUCUCCCAGAGAACCAACCUCAGUGAUGUGGGAACUCUAGACGUUAGUGACUUUGGCUGUCAGCUGUCCUCUUGUCACCGGACCGAUCCCCUACAUCGUUUCCACAGUAACAGGUGGAACCUAACUUCAUGUGGUACCAGUGUUGCCAGCUCAGAGUGCAGUGAAGAACUCUUCUCCUCUGUGUCAGUGGGUGACCAGGAUGACUGUUAUUCCCUUCUGGAUGACCAGGAACUUACAUCUCUAGAUCUGUUUCCAGAGGGUAGUGUUUGCAGUGACGUUUCUUCAUCCAUCAGCACCUACUGGGAAUGGUCCGACAGCGAGUUUGAGUGGCAGCUGCCAGGAAGUGACAUCGCAAGUGGCAGUGAUGUACUGUCUGACAUCAUUCCUAGCGUGCCCAGUUCACCAUGUCUAUUCUCAAAGAGAAAGGCCAAGCCUCAUCCCCACCGCAACCUGGACGAGCUGCCCUGGAGCGCCAUGACGAAUGAUGAACAGGUCGAGUACAUCGAGUACCUGAGCCGGAAGGUCAGCACGGAGAUGGGCCUGAGGGAGCAGCUGGACAUCAUUAAAAUCAUCGAUCCCUGUGCUCAGAUCUCCCCCACUGACAGCGAGUUCAUCAUAGAACUCAACUGCCUCACUGAUGAGAAACUCAAACAGGUGCGUAGCUACAUCAGAGAGCACGGCCCCAGGCAGCGGGCCAGCAGUGCCAGAGAGAGCUGGAAAAGAAGCAGCCACAGCAGUGCCAGUACCAGCGGAGUUAGCGGAGCCAGCAGCAGCAACGCUAGCAUGGUCAGCUCUGCUAGCUCGUCAACUGGUUCCACGGCUUCAAACUCCAUAGCCGGUGGUACAGCCUCUGCCUGUAGUGGAGGAAGUGUAGCCAACAUCAGCAGAGCUCACAGUGACGGCAACCUUUCCAGCGCUGCAGAACGCAUAAGAGACUCAAAGAAACGCUCUAAGCAACGGAAGCUUCAGCAAAAAGCUAUGCGCAAGCGCCAGCUGAAGGAACAGCGACAGGCCCGGAAGGAGCGUCUGAGCGGGCUCUUUCUGAACGAGGAGGUGCUGUCCCUCCGCGUCACAGAAGAGGAUGACCACGGCGAUGAUCUGGACGUGUUGAUGUGACACCAGUGAAUCAAUCAGUGCUCCCUCUACGCCUGCUCUCUUGCCACCUAACCAUACCAACCUAGCCAUGUAGUUUGGCUGUAGACAAUGCUUUUGCAUAGCCCAAGACAGCAUACUGCGGCGCUUGCAUUGUACAAUAAGCUCGUAAUGCAAAUGUUAACGGUCGGCAAAAGCCCUUAGUAGCUCCCCCUAUGCAUGCUUACAAUACCAGUCUCCGUAAUGCUUAAUUUUUAUACAGCGCUUAUGUUAUCAGUAGUCCAUAACCCUGCCUGGUAGUGCUGGUGUAAUGCUGCUAAUGCUAGGAGAUUGCUAAUGCUUUGGUAUUAAUCAUCAUGUUGCAAAUAUAGCUUGCUUACAGCCAAUGCUGGGGCGUUUUAGCAGCUUUUAGAUGGAGAUCACUUAACAACAAGUACUAACACUACAAAAAGUUUAAGAUCUUAGAUAGUUGGAAUCCUGUUUAGUGAUUGCUCAUAGGUACCAAAACUGAUUAUAUUUACCACUGCCAAUGUAGUCACCACUGGUAGGACAGAUGAGAGACGCCACAGAAUACCAGGAUGGAGUUUGGGCACAUUUUACUGAACGUGUACUAGAAUCACAUCGUAUUGGGAAUCAAAAGAAUAUAUAUAAUUUUGCCAAAAUGAGCAAAGGAUGAAUCUGCCAUGAUUUGAUACCCCAAUCUCCAACCCCAAAAAGUAUGCUUAACUCUGAGAAUGUUUUCUUUCUUGUCACUCCUUAAUCGUUUUGUAGGGUCAUGUCAGCAACUUGGAGCUGAACAUAGGUGCACAAAAAUGAAAACGCUAUCUGUUUAGAUUUGUUUUCUUGUUCAUAUGAUGGCUCUCCUUUCAGCUUCAUGAAACCUGACAUAUCUAUAAUCAUUCUCACUACUGGGUGUAGCCAUCGUUCUAUUAAGUAAUAGUAAUUUUUAACACCCAGGGACUAAAACUUAGGAUUGUUGCGUAUCUUUGGCUCCACUAAACUAAACUGAUAGGUCCUACCUACAAAGACCAGUGUUAAAUGAGUCCUAGGCUAACACGGCUCGCUCCACCAAACUUCUCUAAUGGGUCCUACCUACAAAGACCGGUGUUAAAUGAGGCCUAGGCUAACACAGCUAGCUCCACUAAACUACUCUGAUAGGUCCUUCCUACAAAGACCAGUGUUAAAUGAGUCUUAGACUAACACGGCUAGCUCCACUAAGCUACUCUGAUAGGUCCUACCUACAAAGACCAGCGUUAAAUGAGUCCUAGGCUAACACGGCUAGCUCCACUAAACUACUCUGAUAGGUCCUACCUACAAAGACCAGUGUUAAAUGAGUCCUAGGCUAACACAGCUAGCAUGUUGGGUUAGGCUUGAGCAAAAUUUUUUAGACUGAUGCAAAAUGACUCGUAUGGCGAAACUUCUAAAAAACCCCAUAAAGUCUGAAAAGUUCCAAAAUCGACACUGUUGUUUUGGCAACCAUCAUCAUCAGUUCCAUAACCUAUGGAGGUCGUAGGAGCACAGCUGAUGCCUCAACAAGUCUCUUCCACCGUUCAUGGUGAUGGAGUCUGGCUGAGUCAUCAUUGUGUGUCAGUAGGGGGAGUACCUGGUGGUCCCUAUCCCCUCUCCAGGUAUGGGUGGCUGUUGGAUCACAGAGGAACUCAACCGCCCUUUGACGGGUUUUGUUUUUAGCCCAGCUAGGUGUCCACACACCCUCUUCACAACAACCCAAGGGUUGAAGUGGGGGUGCAGGUUUAGUCGCUGACGACCCGACAGUUGCAGUUUAACGUCAAACCUAGGACCAUGCAUUUAAAAAAAAAAUAAUCAAAUACUUUGUGAGGUCCUAGGUUCAGGGAUUUUCAACACAUAUUGAGGACGAUGUCACAUAUAACUUAAGAUAAACCAAACACAGGAUGCUGCUGAGUCUCUCCUUUGAGUCAGUUCAGGAUGCAGUCUAACACAGUUUGCUUUUUCAGGCAUAAUCUGGCCUCUGUUUCAGCUUUCAGAAGUGACAAACCCGUCCCCUGUUGAGAUGGGGACAAAUGGGCCCAUGUUUAGGACCCUGAUGGGGGGGGGGGGGGGGGGGAGUUGAAGAAAUUAAGUUGAAUGAAGUGAAGUGCCUGGUCUCCGUGUCUUCGUCCGUCCGGCUUGCUAGGUGUCGUUCCAUUUCACCCCAAAGGCUUGGAGGGAGCACUGAAGCACUGCAUGUUAAACCAUCACCCGUACAGGACCCGCUCGCUCGGUGUGGUGACUUCACUAAUAAGCUGCAUCCUGUUCGCAUACUUACUUCUUUUUUAAACAAGGCUUAUCCAUGUCUCUGUAAAUACAAGUAGAGCUGCUUCACAUCGUUCCUUAGUUUCCCUCAUCACUUACAGGAGUAGGACAUCCACAUUUGACUUUUUGUGUUUUUUUUUGUUUUUUUUUUCCUUGAUUUUUGUGUGUGUUACCUGACAGGGUGAUGACUUACGUCAUGGUCACAGCUUGCAGAGUGUACGCCACCUACAGAUGGUACAUGUGCAGUAACGGGGUGUCACUCUUUAUAAGGUUUGAGGUUGGAUUUGUGUUUUCUUGGUCCUAACUGUGUCAGUACUUGUGUUUUCCCUCGUGACUGACACGUGAUGUCACACUGCGCUGUGCAAAGGUUGUAUCCUUCCAUCAUGUUGUGUAACUCACAGUUUUGCAGGAAAACAAUCGUUUUUGCAACCGAGCUCGAACCCUUUUGACCACAGGAGCAGCACAUGUUCGAAAGCGGCUGCCUUUAGUGUUACUAAAAGCUUUGCAGAGCAUUUUGUGUGUAUGUUUGUUUGUGUGUUUCUUCCCUCUUUGGUUUACUCCGUACUGUAGGCUGCAGCAGUAGGCUUGUUGUCUGCCAACGGCAUGCUGGCAGUUACUAGCCGCUGUCAGGUUUUAGGCGCUGAAGUUGAGCCGGUCUUAAAUCGACCACUGAAGUGAAGUAACAUUGAAACGGCGACACUCGCACGUCAGAGACGGCUUCUGUGUACACGCGUUGUUAUGCAGAGUCGCGGACACGUCGUCCGAGUUUCCUUCAGAUGUGCGGGAACUGGCUUACGGAGAUCUGGAUUGUGUGUUUUUCUUUUGGUUAUUGUGUUUUCUCAUGUCUCCCCCUCCCGUCAGCUCUUAAUUCUGCAGUACACAUUAUCUGGGCUUUAGGUUUCGUCUCCGUGCUUUCCCACGGGGCUUGUGCUCACGGCUCCUGUGUAUAGUUAGUACCCCCCAGCCAUCAUGAGGAUAGACGCUCCUUUGUGUUUGUUAGUGACGAAUAUGUAAAAUUCUAUUUUGAAAAACGAAAAGCAUUUUGAAGAAAAAAAGGUUAAAAACAAACUGCAACAUGCUGUAACUAUUUGUAUAUAAUAAAUAUAGAGAUGAUACAG